UGCGGGCUCUUCCCGUCUCCUAAAAAACGCUGUUUUGUCUGUCAGUGUCAUGAAUUUUUGAUAAUCAAAAAUUAUUGAAAUUACCCCAGAGUCUUUUUACAAACAAAAAAAUUAAAAAAUAAAUAAUUACAAUUACUUGUCCAGACAUUCCCAUUUGUAUCGCAUUUCACCUACUUUUUAACUAGUAAUAAUGAAUUAAAGUUGCCAAUAUGGAUUUUGGAAAGCACAGAAAAGGGAAAGAUAUUGGCAGAGCCAGAUCAGCUCUAAGCGUGUCAGACGUCGAAUAUUACCUGAAUUUACCAGUGAGCUGUCCGACGUCUCCUGCAGCAUCAACUUUAACGCUGACCCCUGGUAGAAUUCGCAAUAUCGAUCAGGAUAUGGAACAUUUGAGGGCCUCCAGACAAGACAAUCCAUUUAUACAGAAAGUAAUUGCUAGUAGAGAAAGCCUUUUGGAAUCGAGUCUUGACGAGGAAUCGGACAAUGCAACUUUGAUGUCCAAGGAAUUAUCAUUGGAUUUAGAUGUAGACCCACUAUCUUUACCAGAAAUGCACGAACACAUGAUACGCAGCCCGCCGCCCACUCAUUGGCCCAGAUCUCCUAACUUUAGAGCUUUCGAUUUCCCACCUGAAAAAGAUGAUACCCUACAAGUGGAAGUUAAUCAAACCAAAGAAAGAUCCAAAUCUACAGAAAUCAAACCAAAACAUUCCAGUUGGUCCGACUCAAGCGAUGGAUCUCUGAAAUCCUUCAAAGCUCAUUACUACCACGACAGAUUCUCACUCUUGACUAACAGCACUCUCAGGCCGUCAGCAGAAGACAGCAUUCGUUUAAUGGGUGAAGAUUGAAAAAAGGCAACUAUUUGCUCGAUGAUUUUUGAUCCGUACCACUAGGUUAUGGAGUGUUCUAGAUUACGAAACGUUUUAUUAAGAAAAAAAAAGUGUUCCAUGCUUUAAAGCUUGCCGAAUUGAAUUGAAUUUCCAUAUUUACAGGGACGACAAUUUAUUUGAAUGUUAUUUGGUAGAUAAAUUUAAAAAAAUAUUUAGGCCAUAAGGAGCAAUUUAAAGUGCCAUACCUUGCCAUUAAUGUAAUUAAUUUGUUUGGAAAGUAGAAGUUUCAAAAAAAGAAAAAUAUUUAACUCGUGUUAAGUUUGUUGAAUUUUUUUUUUUAGAAGUUUUAAACUUCACACCAAGGUGAUAAUACAAAAAAAAAGUAAACGUCUAGUCAUUGAUCAACGUUUUUUGUUACUUAUAUUGUUAUUAUAUGAUUUAGUUGAAUUUGAAUGUUCCUUAUAAAACAUUCCUAUAAAAUAAGGUGUAACCAAAAUUAAAAUAUUGAUCUCUUGCAAGUUAAUCCAUAUUUAUAAAUAAUGUAUUUAGGAAUUGUUGUAAUGUUACUAGCCUUCUUUAAAAAGAUAACUGUACUGUUUAAGUAUAAAGUUCUUAUUAAGCGAAUAAAAUGAUUUGCAUGUGUGGUAAAAAUAUUGUUAUUUCUUUUGCCUUCAAAAUUGAGGCUCUUAUAUUUAUUGAAAAAAGAUGUAUUUAUUGUUAGACAAAUUAUUAUUAUUAUUGUUCCUUUUUCUUUAUUAUUUACUUAAAUGUCCCAAGGAAUUAUAUAAAUAAAAAUUUAUUCAAACAUUUGUUAGAUUUUCCUAGAAAUUAAUUUGUACAGGGUGUCCCAUUGAAGAUGGGAAUUGGGGUUAUCUGGUAAACUCAUAGAGGUAGAUUUUUAUUUUUUUAUUGAUUUCGCAUUCCCGGGCCAAUUUUUUAUGACGAAUCGAAUGCCGCAAACCACAGGUCUUUAUCUUAUUUCGUUUUGGAGAUACAGGGGUGAAACUUGAAAUGUUCACUUUUCGAGGAUAGUCUAGAGAUAGAUAGAGACCUGUGGUUUGCGGCAUUCGAUUUGUCAUAAAAAAUUGGCCCGAGAAUGUGAAAUCAAAAAAAAUCUACCUUCAGGAGCUUAGCACAUAACCGAGGUGUGUUUCACUCGUGCAGUAGGUUUACAAAUAUCAAACAUUCAGUAUAUGCAGUCCAUACAUUCUUCUGCAGUUCAUACAUUCUCAUGUAGUCAAUGGAAUACAUGGAUUCAUGCAGUCAUAAUACAGUCGUUAUAAACUCUGCGCAGUCUGAGGUGCAGUCACAUGCAGUCAAGUACAUUCCAUAUACACUUGCGCAAAAUCAUAAGCAGUCGCUGCGAGUGAAGCCUGCAAUCUUGUUAGAAAUUGCUCAAAAGUCAAUGCAGUCAACUAUCAUCUUUGAUGCAGUCAAAUACAGUGGGUGUACAAAAUAUAGUGGGUGAAACACCCCUCGCACAUAACCCUAAUUCCCACCUCUUCAAUGGGACACCCUGUACAUUUGACUGAAACAAAUUAAAAGUUCUUGACCAGUUAUAACUAUCAAAAGAUGGGGUGCAUAGCAAAUUCUGUUCCACUUUAUGUAACCCAAAAAAGUUAAAUAAAACACUAAACAAAUGUGGUUCUUUAUUUUAUAUUUUGUAUCUAAUCCCAAAAAAAAGAACAUUUUACUCAAAAUACUUACACUUUUCCGCUAAAGUCAUACUUCUAAAUAAUAAUAAAUGAAAAGUCACGUAAAUGUAGGAAUUAGACUAUUGCCAAAAAAAAAAAUCCUUAAUUAACUUACAGGCAGAAAAGAACCUAACCAGAGGUGAGCUGCUUUUUUUUAAAUAAAUCAAUUGAUUUCUAAUUCAAGAUCCAUCAAAACACAUGGAUUUUUUUUAAUCACUAUACACACAGAUGUCAACCAACAUAGAAUCUUAAGAGUAACUAUAAAUACUGUUAGUUCAACUUAGAAAAUUGAUACCAAUUUGAAAAAGACAACUAAUUAAUGGAAAAAGAUUACCGUUCAAUGCAAAUUAUUUUAAAUAAAAUGUAAUUUAUGUACAUUUUUUUGAAUAUAUUUGUUCAAUUUUCCAAGUAGAUUGUUCCUAAACAAUACAUUAAAUUUUGGACAUAUGCAUUCAACAUUCAAACAUUCUCAUUUUUGUAGGUGAGACAUAUUAGUAUUAAAAUCUAUAUGGGCCAAAUUACCUGGAAACAUCUCAAAUAAUUUUUUUUUGUACAAAUUUCAACAAGUUUUAAACAGUUUAUGUUUAUUUUUUUUUAGGAAAUAUAAAGUUUAUAUCAAAAAAUGUUUUAUUAUGAUAAAUAUGUUUUUAUUUGAAAUGUUCCCACACAUAUUCAUAAGUCAAAAAAAAGGACCUUCUUUGAAGAAAUUCUGAGAUAAUUUGUUAAUUACUUAGACCUAUUUUUUUCUUCCUAUUUACAUACACUAAAUUGCCAUGGAAAUAAAUCAAAAUCAAUUUUAGGCCAAUAAAUAAUAAUAAUUAUUAUAAGCUCCCAAAAUUAUGAAAAUAAUAUUGUUACACUAAACCUAAAACAUCGUUGAGAUAAUACUUAACCAAUCCAAAAAUAUACAUACAUGUUAAGUGAUAAUGCUUAAUCUUAAGAAAAUAAAGGAUAGUAAUUAAUUAUUCAAAAAUGUUACCUUUACAUUUUGUGCCCUUAACAGCAUUUCGCUAAAUUUAUUUCCUGGAGGAUUUCCUUACGGUUCUGGAAUUUUUCCCAUUUGAACUGGUCUUAGGGGUCGCUUUACUGGUCGAAGCCACAGCUUUGCUUGUAGAAGCUACAGCUUUACUAGUUGUAGCUACAGCUUUAGUACCAGAUUUUUC
Molecule: messenger RNA, 3681 nt
Organism: Ceutorhynchus assimilis (cabbage seed weevil)
Lineage: Eukaryota; Metazoa; Arthropoda; Insecta; Coleoptera; Curculionidae
Source: the annotation of a GenBank genome assembly